Molecule: messenger RNA, 5484 nt
Organism: Syngnathus acus (greater pipefish)
Lineage: Eukaryota; Metazoa; Chordata; Actinopteri; Syngnathiformes; Syngnathidae
Gene: pam
Product: peptidylglycine alpha-amidating monooxygenase
Exons: 27
Coding region: 879-3821 (980 amino acids)
Biological process (GO): peptide metabolic process
Cellular component (GO): membrane; extracellular region
Molecular function (GO): peptidylglycine monooxygenase activity; protein binding; copper ion binding
Source: RefSeq, a predicted model, not a curated record
AAAGCACAAUUUCCCGUAAAACCUUCACAAGAAAACCAAAAGCUAUGUAUGGCUUCGCCUUUGGUGGGGGAUUUCUUUGUUAGAAUAGGCCUCUUUGGCACUUGUGAUUCGCUAAGUAGCUUGAACUAUGCCUUUAUGGCGCUGUAACAUUUCUCUUGCUUUUACUGGACUUCCCUUCUCUAUGACACUCUUUGCACACAUGUAGAACUUGAUUUCAGUUCAGACUACAAGGUCACACAUGAUCACACAGGCUUGGCAGUCACUCCCUUGCAGGAGGGUGGCCAAGAGUAGUAAACAAUAGAAACCUUGGAAGUGGGAGUUAGACCUUCUUCUGCAAUCUCGCUCCAAAAAGCUGUGUAUCGAUCUUUCUGGCAUACAUUGAAUAGUUAAACUGAGAAGGCAGCCUUCUGGUCAUAGCUAUUUGUAUAGCGAGCAUAACUGGGCCAAGAGCUAACAUUUAAGGAUUAUUAUUUGAUUUUUUGGGACAGGCGUGUUAGGGCCAAAAAUAUAUGUACAAAUAACAUAUGUACAUCUUCUUUCGGCUGCUCCCGUGAGGAGUCGCCACAGCAGAUCCCGAUGACUUCAAAUGGGUGUUUGCGUUUUACAUUGCUUUUAUUUUGAAAUUGUAGGAACCCGGGCAGAUUUGUGUAUGUUUACUUACUGUCAAGUUAAAUCUGAUGGGCAUGACCUAAGUUGCCGAUUUACCGUCAUAAUAUACAGUCGAUUGGAGGAUAUCGGCGUGUAGUUGGUGGAGCCUCAACCAACAAACAGCUCAACAUGCCAAUGGAGUAAUAGAGUGAGUGCCUCCACCUUUGGAUGCGCUUCCCUCGUCUCCUGACUUUUCAAGCAAAGUCAACUAGGCAUUAGGACCACAAACCAUGAUGGGCUACCCUAGUUUAUGUGUGAUACUGCUCGCAUUCAUUUGGAACAUUUAUGGCCAGGAAGCAUUAAAUCCACUUAAUAGGUCUAAAAGGAUUCAGGAAAGUGCUGGAUCAGAUUUCAGUGAUUGUUUGCCAAGGGCAAAUGGGCCACAGAUCUCCUCAGACUCUCCCAACUUCUCUAUGGCUCUUCGGAUGCCUGGGGUCAUCCCAGUUAAGUCCGACACUUACCUUUGCAUGUCAUUUCCUGUGCCAACUACCGGGAGUCGUGCUGCAUAUGUCGUGGACUUCAUGCCUCAGGCCAGUAUGAACACAGUCCAUCACAUGCUGCUGUUUGGCUGCAAGACCCCCGUUUCCAUCACCAACUACUGGGACUGUGGCACUACACGGGGUACUUGUGUUGAUGAAACAUCCAUUUUGUAUGCAUGGGCUCGAAAUGCACCACCAACAAAUCUACCCAAAGAUGUUGGGUUUGAAGUUGGACGGAAUUCAGGAGUGUCUUACUUUGUGCUACAAAUCCAUUAUGGAGAUGUCAAUGCUUUCCGUGAUCAUCACAAAGAUUGCUCAGGUGUCACUCUAAGAAUAACAUCCACCCCGCAGCCGUUUAUUGCUGGUAUAUACCUGCUCAUGUCCAUGGACACUGUUAUCCAGCCAGGAAAAAGAGUUACAAAUGCGGACAUCGCCUGUGACUACAAAUCUUAUCCAAUUUACCCGUUUGCCUUUAGGACCCACACACAUCGUCUGGGAAAAGUGGUCAGUGGCUACAGGAUUCGAAAUGGAAAAUGGAGCCUGAUUGGGAGACAGUCUCCUCAACUACCACAGGCUUUCUAUCCUACAAACCAUGAUGUGGAUGUGCAGUAUGGAGAUAUGCUCGCAGCCAGAUGUAUGUUCACUGGUGAAGGCAGAAGCAAAGAAACGUACAUUGGGGGUUCCUCUGAUGACGAAAUGUGCAAUUUCUAUAUUAUGUACUACAUGGACAGCAAACAUGCCAUCCCAUAUAUGAACUGCAUGAAGCAAGGUUCUACCAAAUUGUUUCAGCACAUUCCACCUGAAGCCAAUAUUCCCAUUGCUGUUAGUCCCGAAACUAUGAACUCCAUAAUGCAUAUGGAACAUUCAACAGGUCAUCAAGAUAGCUCAUCGAUGCCAGGUACAACUAGUGAAGAGCAGCCAGUCGAUAAGGGUGACCUCUAUUCUCUAAUGUCCAAGUUGCUAGGCCAAAACAAGGAUGUAGUACACAUUCAAAAGUACAACCCCAGUAAGAUACAGAGGGUCCAGCCAGAGCUGAUGUCUCAGAUUCAUAGCUUAAUACAAAAGAAAAACUUGGGCUCUCCUGGUCCUCCACUAGCUCUUCAAACCAACAGGCAUCCUGUUUUGAUGAGGGACAGAGUCCACAAAUUCCAUCAGCUUGAGGCGGUGCCCAAGCUGACAAAAAGCAAACUGCUGUCUCAAAGACAAGAUGUCCAUCUGGAGCAAGACCCACUAUGGCCACAGAAUUCUCUUCAGCUGGGUCAGGUGUCAGGACUUGCCAUUGACUCAGAUUCCAAUCUGGUCAUUUUCCACAGAGGUGAUCACCACUGGGGACCAGAUUCUUUUGACAGCCAAGCUAUAUAUCAGCAGAGGUUCCUUGGCCCUAUUCAACAGUCCACUAUUUUGGUUGUUAACAGAGAGAAUGGAAACAUCCUCAAGGCUUCUGGAAGAAAUAUAUUUUACUUACCUCAUGGAAUAACGACGGACAAGGACAAUAACUACUGGGUAACUGAUGUGGCUCUUCAUCAGGUCUUAAAAAUGAGCAGUGAUGGUAGUGAUACAAUCUUGCUGUCUCUGGGAGAGGCUUUCACACCAGAAAGUGACCAUAACCAUUUUUGUCAGCCCACUGAUGUGGCCGUAGAUUAUGAAACUGGGAAUAUUUUUGUGUCUGAUGGCUACUGUAAUGCAAGGAUACUGAAAUUUUCUGCUGAUGGAAGAUACCUUUCAGAGUGGGGAGCUGGCUCAUCAGACCGGAGAAGGCGUACGCCGUUCCGGAUCCCACAUAGCCUUGCAUUUCUGCCUGAGAAAAAUGAAUUGUGUGUGGCUGACCGGGAGAAUGGACGCAUCCAGUGCUUCAUAGCUCAAACUGGAGAGUUUGUUAAGGAAAUUAAAAAAGAAGAGUUUGGUGAAAGUGUCUAUGCCAUCACUUUCAGUCCGGCUGGAGGUGAAGAUGGCAUAAUCUUUGCAGUAAAUGGAAACUCUCUGUCUGAAAACUUUCCUCCUCCAACUGGUUUUGCUAUAAAUUAUGGAACUAAGGACAUUCUGGAUACCUUCGCCCCAAAGAAAAGGGAGUUCAAAAUGCCUCACGACAUUGCUGUAACCAAAAACGGUAGUGUCUUUGUGGGGGAUGCAGCCAGCAUGACUGUUUUCAAAUUUACAGCUGAAAAGGCACAUCGUUCUGUCAAGAAGGCUGGUAUUGAAGUUCAAGAACUUGAAGAAAUGGAGACAUUUAUCCAAACCAAGGUGACUCCAGAGCAGAACAUCUCAAAGACAGCAGCAGUUAAACAGAAGCCAUAUGUGGCUCAACAUCUUAAGCCACUAGAAAAUGAGAAGAAAAAGACUGUUCCACAACCAAAAAAAGAGCAUGGUUUCCUACCAGUGGCCAUCAUGGUGCUCUUGCUCAUCCCUCUUCUGCUUGUUAUCUCUGUAGGAGUCUUCAUCUGCUGGAGGAAAAACAACCGGUAUGAGGUGAAAACAGAGCCCAGUGCUGUUGGAGGGAUUUUGGGAAAAAUCAGUGGUAAAGCAGUCGGCAGCCUGAACCUUGGAAACUUCUUUGCCUCCCAUAAGGGUUACAGUCGACAGGGCUUUGACCAACUCAGUACUGAAGGCAGCGACCAGGAAAGGAACGGCGAGAGCAGUGAGUCUGAGAAUGAAGAGUACAUGGCUCGUCCCCCACCGCCUCCAUCCUCCUCUUAGGAAAUUUGGACAGCACCACAACCUUCUGCUUAGAAUGCCAGGUGUAUGUCAUGUCAUUCAUCAUCAUAACUCUUGAGUUCGAUGCCUUAUUGUUUAUAUAUUUAAGUAUGAGUUGUACAUAAAAUAUUUACUACAACUUAAAUCAAUUUAUUUUAUCUUAAUUUAACGUGCCCGUGUUUUUACAGUAAAUUAGGAUUCUCAACUUGAACAAAUUACAGUGAAAUUAUUUCCUAGAGUUUCAUUGAAUUAAAUUUUUGUACUGUUGUUUUUUUUAAGUCCACCAAACGUUUUUCACAUUGAAUUAUUAGACACAUUUGACAUUUUAUAGCAGCAUUACAACCAGGAUGAGCAUGUAAACAUCUGGAUGGUAAAUAUGAUCACAGUUGGGGAAAACAAAACUACAUGGCUCUGUCAUAUUACUUCACUUAUAUCAUGGCUCUUCAUUAGUAUAAGUUCCAAAAUGUCCAGAUUGUAGUUUGUCUGUUUUGUUUGUUUUAUAUGUCCAGACUAAGUGUUGUUUAGAUGGCACAAGUGUUUAUGCUGGUUGUUGUGCUUGCUCCAUAAUAAUGAUGAGGAUAGGACAACAAAAAACACAUGCUUGGUAAUAACAGUUACCUUUUUUCUCUCCCAAUUGCUCAUGAGCUUUGACUUAACGUUCUACAAUUUGUGUUGUUAGACCUGUAAGCUUUUCAUGAGAUUUUGGAUUGCAUACAAAGAUGUUUGGAUUUAGAAGAUUUAAUAUUUUUAAUUUAAUGCAAGAUUUAACAGUAAAAGUACAUCCUUCCAACGAUAAAUAUCUUUGUGUAUUAUAAUUCCAUACAUUAUUAUAUUUCUAUUCAACUUACAUCCGCGGCUUGAGUCAGUCACAUUUCGAUUGCAAUUGUGUGCCUUUUCAUAUUUUGCCUUUUGUCAUCAUCUGCCAUUACAAAAUGUACUAUAAGAGAAGAAUUGCUGCUGCUACUAUAGCUUGUACUCCUUUACUGGUUUUUCUUCCUUCACGUCAGAGGAAAAAUGACACAUUUACUCAUAAAUGUUUUGUUUUGUGGGAAUGUAAUUGGUCGAUCAGACUCUGGUGAACUGCCUCAUCCAUAGCACUGUGUCCAGGAUUAUGUUACACUCAUUUCAAUUAUUUACUCAAUAGUCCAUCAGUCCAUUUUCUAUACCACUUAUCACUGAGGGCAUGAGUGAGGUGAAGCCUAUCCCAGCUGACGUUGGGUGAGAGGUGGGGUAUACGCUGAAUUCUUGGCCAGCCAAAAUUGAAGGCCAUACUUACUCAGUAAUCAAUAGUGCAUUUGGUUUCAUUUGGAUGUACAAACACGGACAAUGUGCUAAAAAUAAACAUGCAAUGAAAAUAAAUAAUUUUGGAUUAAACUGACCUACUUCUAAAUUUGUUUAAGUUUGAAAAUAAACAACAAAUUUGCUCAAACUAAAGAAGCAAGCGAAAACGUUUUCCCUGUGUGUUCUACUUGGUAGAUACAUUUCCGUCCACCAAAUACAUGUCUGUUUGCUUCAUUUGAAUGAUUAAUGUAUUAAAAGCAUGCCAUGGAUAUAGGAUGUUGCAGUCACAUGUGAACUGAUAUUUAUUGUAACACUGGUUUUGCUGCAAAGGUACUAUUUUAGUAACAAUGUUAUUUGUGUAAUAAAGUGUUUGCAAUGCAUCCUG